UUAGGGAUAUAGUAGUAAUUCUCCCUUUAAGGUUCGCCGAUUGAGAAACGACACUCACCUCUCUGCUCCCUUCACAGUUUUGAUCCGAUCUAUCCACGUUUCUUGCUCCGUCUGUACCCUGUUUCAGUAUCGUUCUAGCCUAGAAAUCCCCAAACCACCGCUGAAAAUCACUCGUUAGCUUUCUUCUUCUUCUGGGAUAUCUGCUACUCGAAAAGCCAUGGUGGAUGAUGCUUUUGCAAGCAAAGAGAACCCAAAGAAAGCAAAAGAUAAAAAGAAGAAGAAUAAGAAGAAGAAGGGUGGAAGUUCGAAGAAGAAGAUGACAGCUGAGCAGACUCUGGCUUUCAAGGCAGUCACUGAAUGGGUGUAUUUGGAUCAGCAGUCUUCUCCUCCUUCAGUAUCCUCUGCUUCUGCUUGUGUUGUUGAUGAUUUUGGGGUGCAGAAGACUAUGGGCAGAGGAGGAGAGAAGGUUAUAUUUGAUUUGCAUUCUCAUUCCAAAUGCAGUGAUGGGUUCUUGUUUCCUUCCAAGCUUGUGGAAAGAGCUCAUGGGAAUGGAGUGAAAGUUCUUGCUUUGACAGAUCAUGACACAAUGGCUGGUAUUCCUGAAGCUAUGGAAGCAGCUCAGAGAUUUGGCAUCAAGAUAAUACCGGGUGUGGAGAUCAGCUGUAUAUAUUCUCCUAGCAGAAAUACUGAAGCAGAGGAGCCAGUGCACAUUCUUGCAUAUUACAGUAGCUGUGGGCCGGCAAACUCUGAAGAUCUGGAGAAGUUAUUGGCUAACAUAAGAGAUGGUCGUUACCUUCGUGCAAAAGAUAUGAUCUUGAAACUUAACAAACUCAACUUGCCUCUUAAGUGGGAACAUGUUGCCAGGAUUGCUGGCAAAGGAGUUGCUCCUGGUAGAGUGCACGUGGCUCAGGCUAUGGUUGAAGCAGGCCAUGUUGAGAAUCUGAAACAAGCUUUUGCCAAAUAUCUAUAUGAUGGUGGUCCUGCUUAUUCCAGGGGAAGUGAGCCUCUUGCAGAGGAAGCAGUACAACUGAUAUGUCAAACAGGGGGACUUGCAGUGCUGGCUCAUCCAUGGGCAUUGAAGAAUCCUGUUGCAGUUAUCAGAAGACUGAAAGAUGCAGGUCUUCAUGGAUUGGAAGUUUAUAGAAGCGAUGGAAAACUGGCAGUAUAUAGUGACCUUGCAGACGUAUACGACCUUCUAAAGCUUGGAGGGUCAGAUUUUCAUGGACGGGUUCGAAACAGUGAGUCUGAACUGGGAAGCGUCAAUCUCCCAGUGCUGGCAUUGCACGAGUUCCUUAAGGUAGCGCGUCCAAUCUGGUGCAGUGCCAUAAGGAACAUUCUCGAGAAAUAUGCUGAGGAGCCCUCUGAUGCUAAUCUAGAAAGGAUAACAAGGUAUGGAAGAACAAAAAUUUUAAAGGGAAUUUCUCCCUCGAGUUAUGGCACGAGUUUGAUCGAUCGUUGCCUGUCGUUGUGGUUAACAAAUGAAGAGAGACAAAAUUCUGAAUUUGAUGCCAUUAAGCUGAAGCUUUCCCAGAUUUCAAUUAAUCAAGGAGAGCUUCAAUCUUCAUGAGAGUUUUUCAUACUUCUUUUUAUUGAUUCUUUUUGGUGUUUGUGCUAUCACUUGGAAACUUUAACAAGAGUAGCUACACUUUUUUCAUUGAAUCUCUUAAGCAUUUCUUUCAUUGAA
Molecule: messenger RNA, 1684 nt
Organism: Manihot esculenta (cassava)
Lineage: Eukaryota; Viridiplantae; Streptophyta; Magnoliopsida; Malpighiales; Euphorbiaceae
Product: 5'-3' exoribonuclease
Exons: 5
Coding region: 218-1567 (449 amino acids)
Molecular function (GO): 5'-3' RNA exonuclease activity; 5'-3' DNA exonuclease activity
Source: RefSeq, a predicted model, not a curated record